This is a messenger RNA of Myotis myotis, 939 nucleotides long. RefSeq names its product olfactory receptor 6C3-like. Gene Ontology annotation, cellular component: membrane. The record is from RefSeq and is a predicted model, not a curated record. NCBI's taxonomy places the organism in Eukaryota, Metazoa, Chordata, Mammalia, Chiroptera, Vespertilionidae. The transcript has a single exon. Bases 1 to 939 code for a protein of 312 amino acids. Gene Ontology annotation, molecular function: G protein-coupled receptor activity; olfactory receptor activity. Gene Ontology annotation, biological process: G protein-coupled receptor signaling pathway.
AUGAGAAAUCGCACAGUACCCUCAGAAUUCAUUCUUCUAGGACUGUCAGACGAUCCCGAGCUUCAGAUUGUGAUUUUUCUCUUUUUAGUUAUCACAUAUAUAUUAAGUGUCUCUGGAAAUUUCACCAUCAUCACUCUCACCUUGGUGGAUUCUCAUCUACAGACCCCUAUGUAUUUCUUCCUCAGGAACUUCUCUGUAUUAGAAAUAUCCUUUACAACUGUCUGUAUUCCUAGAUUUUUAGGCACAAUUAUCACCAGAGACAAAACUAUUUCAUACAAUACUUGCACAGCUCAAUUGUUUUUCUUCAUCUUCAUGGGUAUAACUGAAUUUUACCUUCUAACUGCCAUGUCCUAUGACCGCUAUGUAGCCAUCUGCAAGCCCCUGCAUUAUACAACCAUCAUGAACAAAAGAGUCUGCAUACUGCUUGUCUUUUGUGCUUGGCUGGCAGGAUUCUUAAAUAUCUUCCCACCAGUUAUUCUUUUUCUCCAGUUAGAUUACUGUGGCUCCAAUGUCAUCGAUCACUUUGCUUGUGACUAUUUCCCCCUCUUGCAAUUAUCCUGCUCAGACACCUGGCUCCUGGAAGUGAUUGGUUUUUACUCUGCAAUAGUGAUUCUGCUUUUCACUUUGGCGUUAAUAAUUCUAUCCUACACGUUCAUCAUUAGGACGAUUCUAAGACUGCCUUCUGCCAGCCAGAGAAAAAAGGCAUUUUCUACAUGCUCCUCUCACAUGAUUGUCAUUUCCAUCUCUUAUGGAAGCUGCAUAUUCAUGUAUGCCAACCCUUCAGCAAAAGAAAAGGCAUCAUUGACCAAAGGAGUAGCUAUUCUGAAUACUUCGGUUGCUCCUAUGAUGAAUCCGUUUAUAUAUACCCUGAGGAACCAGCAAGUAAAGCAAGCUUUUAAAGAUGUUUUUCAAAAGGUUAUGUUUUUCUCUGGUAAGUGA